UCAUAAAACUUCAAGAAAGCUUGUGCUUCAAGCUUCAAGAAUUCUCCAAGAAAAAGCAGCUGGGAUUUCUAAGCAUGUCUCUAGAGGUUAAGGAAAAGACGGGUGUGUUUGGUGUUAUGGGUGCUGCAGGUGUGGGAUACGACAGCUUCAAACCCAAAAAUCGGCGCACGGUGGAGGAGCUCCACAGCAAGGAAUACGAGGUAGCCGGAGUCAAAGUGACCGUUCACAUCAUGGACACAAGCGGUAGUUAUUCGUUCCCAGCCAUGCGAAAGCUCUCCAUCCAGAACGGAGAUGCCUUCACCCUGGUCUUCUCUGUAGAUGACCCUGAAUCGCUAGAAGCCAUCAAAAGCUUGCGUGAGGAGAUCCUAGAGGUCAAGGAGGACAAGUUCACACCCAUCGUGGUGGUGGGCAACAAGAAAGACAAACUGCACAAACGCAGGGUGUCUGCCAAUGAUGUUCUAGCAGUGGUCGAGCUGGACUGGAACAACUGCUUCCUAGAGGCCUCAGCAAAAGAAAACGAAAACGUGAUGGAGGUUUUCAGGGAGCUGCUCCAGCAAGCCAACCUACCUAGUCACCUGAGUCCAGCCUUGCGACAUCGCAGAGAGACCUUUCCCAAGGACAUGAGAGUAUGGCCGCCCAUGAACAAGAUCAACAGUUGCUCUGCCUCCUGA
Messenger RNA from Myxocyprinus asiaticus (Chinese sucker), 671 nucleotides. Its product is annotated as GTP-binding protein Rhes-like. The record is from RefSeq and is a predicted model, not a curated record. The coding region runs from base 75 to 671 and encodes 198 amino acids. The transcript has a single exon. NCBI's taxonomy places the organism in Eukaryota, Metazoa, Chordata, Actinopteri, Cypriniformes, Catostomidae. Gene Ontology annotation, molecular function: GTP binding; GTPase activity.